CUAAAAUACCCCUUGUCUUUCUCUCGUCGCGUAGUCAUUAGCGGUCUUGCUGUGGAGGUUAAAAAAUUAUAGUUACCGGAGAAUCUUCAACGCAACGCAACGGAGUUAUCCUUUUUUCGUUCUCUCUCUCGCUCUCACCAAUUAAAUUCCGGGCAAAAUUCCUUUUUGGUGUUGAAAACAAUUGGUUUUUUUUUUCAAUUUAAUCUCAGAGAUGAAUUUUCUUCUUCAGGAAUUCCACUAUUUUUUUCAUAAAUGAUAUGAGUUUUCUCAAAGGCAUAAUCGACUCUCUAAGUUCAAUCCUCUCAACCGAUAGCUCACCAUAUGAAUCAACACAAAACCCUAGCUCAUCAGCGUGUCGAAACAUGGAGGGAAUAGCUGGAAACGAACGCAUCGCAUAUAAGCUCAAAGGAUACUUCGAUUUGGCUAAAGAAGAGAUCGACAAGGCGGUUCGAGCCGAGGAAUGGGGUUUAGUAGACGACGCUGUGAUUCACUAUAAAAACGCACACCGAAUAUUGAUCGAGGCUAGCUCCACCCCGGCACCUUCAUAUAUCAGCUCUAUUGAACAAGAAAAGGUGAAAUCGUAUAGGCAAAAGAUUUCGAAAUGGCAAGGCCAAGUAUCAGAGAGACUACAGGUUUUAAGCCCCCGAGCAGGUGGCACAUCCAUGAACAAGAACACCUUAACUCAUGCACAAACUGCUGCAGUUUCACCAAGAACAUCAAAUUCUAGGAGAGAUGUGUUACAAAAGUCUCCUUCUAAUCCAGUGGUGAGAAAUCAGGUUGGUAAAGUUGGGAGCUCGAAACCAGCACAAGAAUCUGCUAAUGGUUAUGAGUCAAAGUUGGUUGAAAUGAUAAAUACAGCGAUUGUUGAUAGAAGCCCUGCUGUUAAAUGGGAAGAUGUUGCUGGCCUAGAGAAGGCUAAGCAAGCAUUAAUGGAAAUGGUUAUUUUGCCAACUAGAAGACGAGAUUUGUUCACUGGCCUUAGAAGGCCAGCUAGAGGUCUGCUUCUUUUUGGUCCACCUGGUAAUGGGAAGACAAUGCUUGCCAAAGCAGUUGCAUCUGAAUCACAAGCAACAUUCUUCAAUGUUUCUGCAUCCUCUCUAACAUCUAAAUGGGUAGGAGAGGGUGAAAAGCUUGUCCGGACUCUCUUCAUGGUUGCUACAUCCAAACAGCCAUCUGUAAUUUUCAUGGAUGAAAUUGAUAGUGUCAUGUCAACCAGGUUGGCUAAUGAAAAUGAUGCUAGCAGACGGCUGAAGUCAGAGUUUUUAAUCCAGUUUGAUGGGGUGACCUCCAAUCCUAAUGAUUUAGUAAUUGUCAUUGGUGCCACUAAUAAGCCUCAAGAAUUGGAUGAUGCUGUUCUUAGAAGAUUGGUUAAGAGGAUAUAUGUGCCUCUGCCAGAUGAAAAUGUUAGGAGACUUCUUCUAAAGCACAAACUCAAGGGUCAAGCAUUUUCCAUACCUGGUCGGGACCUAGAACGGCUUGUGAGAGAGACAGAAGGAUAUUCUGGAAGUGAUCUGCAAGCAUUAUGCGAAGAGGCAGCUAUGAUGCCAAUUAGAGAGCUUGGUUCAAAUAUCCUUACUGUCAAGGCAAAUCAGGUGAGACCACUAAGAUAUGAAGACUUUCAGAAGGCAAUGACGGUUAUAAGGCCCAGCUUAAGCAAAAGCAAGUGGGAAGAACUUGAGCGGUGGAACCAGGAGUUUGGCUCAAAUUGAAACCAGAACUUGAGCUUUAUGACCUUUGACUGUUCAAAGAACAGCUUAAGCAAAGACAAAAAGCAACUCCUAGCACCACCAAUUGUGUAUUAUUAAGAAACUAAAAUCUGAACACUGGUCAAGGAUUUUUCUAUGUAAUUCUUUGGCAAUGUGUCCUAUGAAGUGUUGUUUUUAUUUGAUUUAAUAAUGUUUUUAAGAUAAAAGGAACUGUGAAAUUGUUCUAUCUACUAGCAAAAAAUGAAAUGCUAAGUGUAGUUGUUUCAUGUAUUUACUGUUAUGAUUGGGCUAAAGGAUAAAAAAAUUUUCG
This is a messenger RNA of Durio zibethinus, 2016 nucleotides long. Its product is annotated as AAA-type ATPase family protein. NCBI's taxonomy places the organism in Eukaryota, Viridiplantae, Streptophyta, Magnoliopsida, Malvales, Malvaceae. Gene Ontology annotation, molecular function: ATP binding; ATP hydrolysis activity. Gene Ontology annotation, cellular component: microtubule cytoskeleton. The record is from RefSeq and is a predicted model, not a curated record.